AUGGCUGAACAACACAGAGGACCUGGGAGACCCAGAAGGAAUCCAAUUCCUAAUCUGCCUGAAAUUCCAAUUCCCAAUCCAGCUGGUGAUGCCAAUGUACCUUGGUUGCAGAUGAUGCAACAAAUGCAACAACAGAACCAGAUGAUGAUGCAAAUGAUGCAAGGUAUGCAAGGGAAUCAACAACAACAACCAGCUGCUCCUGUUCCUCCAGUUCCUAAUGGGUCAGAUUUUUGUGCUUUCUUUCGGAUGACUCCUCCAGAGUUUGCAGGUAGCCUGGAUCAUAUUGUAGCCCAUGAUUGGUUGUAUAGCAUGGAGAGGAUAUUCCAGGCUAUUCAGUGCACUGAGGAGGAAACGGUUAUUUUUGCUGCUCAGAAACUCAAGGGUCCUGCAGGUAGGUGGUGGGAUACUGCCUCCACUCGCUUCACUUCUCAAGGGAUUCCUAAGGAUUGGGAACAUUUCAAGACCGCUUUCUUAGAGAAGUACUUCCCUAACAGCAUCCGUGCCCAGAAAGAAAUAGAGUUCCAAUUAUUCAAGCAAGGAAAUCUCACUGUUUCAAAAUAUGCUGAAAAAUUUGAGGACAUGGCUGCUUAUUCCAGACAAGCUGUUUAUGCACCAGAUGAGUUAUGGAAGAUUGAUCAGUAUUUGUUUGGCCUUAAUGCUGAUAUUUCCCACAGUGUGUCUCAGAGGGAGUUCACUACUUAUGCUGAGUGUCUCCGACAAUGUUAUGUUGCUGAAAACAGUCUGAAGAGGGUUAAGGAAGAAAGGGAGCAAAACCGACCUUUUCGCCAAAACCAAGGGAAAGGGAGCCAAUUCUUGAAGCCUCGUAACUCUCCUCCAGCAAUGAAACCAGCUUAUGUCAACCGUUCAACUCAGCCUCCUUGGUGUAACAAAUGUAGGAGCAAACACCAUGGAAACUGUAGAAGCGGUCCAGUGAAGUGUUACAAGUGUGGACAGGAAGGUCAUCUCCGACCUAACUGCCCUAGGCCAGACAUUCCUGAGAAGACCACAGGGCGAGUGUAUACCUUGGAUGCUCGAAAGGCUCAAGGAAACACAAGUCUUGUUGCUGGUACGUGUUUUGUAAAUAACCAACCUUGUUUUGUUCUUGUAGAUUGUGGAGCGACACAUUCUUUUAUUUCUAAUUCUUGUGUGCGCCGACUCGGAUUUGAGGCUACUAGUCUUUCUGUUCCUAUGUUGAUUUCAUUUGCCACGGAUGAUGUGGUCAAAGCCUUGGAGAUUUGUAGAGAUUGUUCAGUCACUUUCAACGACCGAAGGUUCUCUAUUGAUCUUAUUUGCUUGCCUCUAAAGAAGAUUGAUGUAGUACUGGGCAUGGAUUGGUUGUCGGCCAACUCAAUAUACAUUGGUUGCAAGGAGAAGGCUAUCUUUAUUCCUGCAGAAGAGACUGCUCCUAUUGAUGCGAUUAGGAAUCUAAUCGAAGGUACAAUUAACCUGAUUAGUUUUCUCUAUGUUCAGGAGAGAUCUUUUCUUUUAGCUCUCACCGCAGAAUCUGAAACCAAGAAAGAUAUAUCAAAUAUUCCUGUCGUUUCUCCAGUUUCUAUUGCUCCAUAUCGAAUGUCUCCUGCAAAGUUGAGAGAAUUGAAGAGUCAGUUGGAGGAGUUGAUAGCAAAACAUUUUAUCAGACCAAGUGUCUCUCCUUGGGGUGCUCCGGUUUUAUUGGUCAAGAAGAAGGAUGGUAGUAUGCGCUUGUGCAUUGAUUAUCGACAACUCAACAAAGUGACCAUAAAGAACAAGUAUCCUUUACCACAGAUUGAUGACCUCCUGGAUCAGUUGAAAGGAGCCUGUGUGUUCUCGAAGAUUGAUCUCAGGUUAGGAUAUCAUCAAAUUCGGGUGAAGAAUUCCGAUGUAUCGAAGACCGCAUUCAGAACACGGUAUGGCCACUAUGAAUUCUUGGUUAUGCCGUUUGGAGUGACUAAUGCCCCUGCUGUCUUUAUGGACUACAUGAACCGUGUGUUCCAACCAUAUUUGGACCGGUUUAUGGUGAUAUUCAUAGACGACAUUUUAAUAUAUUCUAAGACGGUGGAUGAGCAUAUGGAACACUUGAGGAUUGUGUUGUCAGUUCUUUGA
Messenger RNA from Vicia villosa (hairy vetch), 2082 nucleotides. RefSeq lists its product as uncharacterized. The record is from RefSeq and is a predicted model, not a curated record. Bases 1 to 2082 code for a protein of 693 amino acids. The transcript has 2 exons. Gene Ontology annotation, molecular function: nucleic acid binding; zinc ion binding. Lineage: Eukaryota; Viridiplantae; Streptophyta; Magnoliopsida; Fabales; Fabaceae.